This is a messenger RNA of Callithrix jacchus (white-tufted-ear marmoset), 3943 nucleotides long. It is a transcript of the gene CCDC33, whose product is annotated as coiled-coil domain containing 33. The record is from RefSeq and is a predicted model, not a curated record. Gene Ontology annotation, cellular component: peroxisome. Lineage: Eukaryota; Metazoa; Chordata; Mammalia; Primates; Cebidae.
ACGGUGUUGCCCAGGUGACCCAGCUAGGUGGAAAAGCUCACUGCUUUUCCAGGCCUGGGCAGAGAGAGGGUCCCCUGUCUCUCCACCAUCCUGGGGGAGCCAAGAGCCAAUUGCCUAGUUGCUGACCCUGCCCAGCUGGCCAUGGCCCGCAGCAACCCCCAAGGCCCCUCCACCCACAGACCAUCUUGCUGCUGAGAGAUCGAGGACCUGUCCCACCUGCCCACCCUCCCCCUCCCUGCCAUUCAGACCCCAGGGCUGAUGUGUGGCACCCCUGAGACCACAGUGACCUCCAUACUGUCUGCUACCCGUAAAGACUCCAAGACGCUCAGGCCAGUGGUCCAGGCAGGACUGAUGCCUGAUCACCCACUGAUACCAGGGCACUUCGGACCAUUAUAGAAGUUGGUAUAGAUUUUUUGAAACAUAAUCAAGCCCACCCUUUUUUAAUGAUUUCUGACUUUUGUGUCAUCUUCUGGAAAGCUUCUCUGCUCCAAAUACCACAAUUCCUCUUGCGGCCACCAAUGGAUGCUCAGGUUGAGUUGCAGGGGGUAUCCACCGCGGAGCAGAGAAGGGAGCCAUCGGGGAGGCAUGAACACUGAAGGCCGGGAGGAGCCCCUGGUCACCUCCCAGAGCAUGGAACCGGAAAUCAGUCACCUGUCUCCCUCUAACAAGGAGACCAUCAUGGUCACCCUCCAUGGGGCUACCAACCUGCCUGCCUGCAAGGAUGGCUCCGAGCCUUGGCCCUAUGUGGUGGUGAAAAGCACAUCUGAAGAAAAGAAUGACCAGAGCUCCAAGGCAGUCACAUCUGUGACCUCAGAGCCCACCAGAGCCCCUAUCUGGGGGGACACGGUGAACGUGGAGAUCCCAGCUGAGGAUGCAGGGCGAGAAGUUGUGAUCCUCAAGGUGGUAGACAACAAACAGAAAGAGGAGUUGUUGUCCUACAAAAUACCCAUCAAGAACCUGCAUGUCUUCCACCCCUACCACUUUGAGCUGGUGAAGCCCACCCAGUCUGGGAAAGCCGACGAAGCCACUGCCAAGACUCAGUUGUACGCAACAGUUGUUCGGAAGAGCAGCUUCAUCCCACGCUACGUCGGCUGCAACCACGAAGCUCUGGAGAUCUUUCUCCGGGGAGUCAAUGAGCCCCUGGCCAACAACCCCAACCCCAUUGUGGUGAUUGCCCGGGUUGUUCCCAACUACAAGGAAUUUAAGGUCAGCCAGGCCAACAGGGACCUGACCUCCGUGGGGCUGCCCAUCACCCCACUCUCCUUCCCUAUCCCGUCUGUGAUGAAUUUUGACGUGCCUCGGGUCAGCCAGAAUGGAUGCCCUCAGCUGUCCAAGCCUGGGGGACCCCCAGAGCAGCCCCUGUGGAAUCAGUCCUUCCUCUUCCAAGGCCAAGAUGGAGCUACCAACUUCUCAGAAGACACAGCCCUGGUGCUGGAGUACUACCCCUCAGCUUCGAUGAAAGGCAGCCAACCGUGGACCCUCGCCCAGCCCCUGGGUAUCUCUGUGUUGCCGCUAAGGAGCCGUCUGUACCGGAAGAUGCUGACAGGGAAAGGCUUGAAUGGGCUUCGCGUGGAGCAGCUUCCCAUCAUGGACACCAGCCUGAAAACUAUCAGUGGUGAGGCCCCCACAGUGGAUCUUUCCUUCCAGCUGUUUUCCUCUGAGCUUUCAAAGUCAAUCUCCAAUUACAGCCUUAAUGAAGCAGGAUGUGCUGCAGCCACGAAGCCACAGGAUCUGGGGCCACUUGUCAGCCCCAAGCUCCUCCAGCAGAGACCAGAAAACUUCUUGACACCAAACAACAGCAAGGUUCUUCCUACCUUGGACCUCAAGGUCCUAGAUGAGAAGCUGGGAACCAUCCAAGAGUCCUGGUCCAAGGCCACAGUGAGCUCCACAAUGGACUUGAGCACGUCCACUCCACAGGAAGUAGAGGAGGAGCCUCCGGUGCCUGAGAUGUCCCGCGACAGAGAUACGAACUACUACCGGCGGGCCAUGCAGAAGAUGGCAGAGGACAUCCUGUCACUGCGGAGACAGGCCAGCAUCCUGGAAAGAGAGAACCGAAUACUGAGGAGCCACCUGGCCCGGCAGGAGGAGGAAGAUGGGCAGGGAAAAGCCAGUGAGGCCUGGCACACAGUGUCCGUGAAGCAGAAACUGCUGCUGAGUGAGCUGGAUGUGAAGAAACUGAGGGACAGGGUGCAGCAUUUGCAGAAUGAGCUGAUUCGAAAGAAUGAUCAAGAGAAGGAGCUGCUCCACCUGUAUCAGGCUCAGCAGCCACAGGCCGCACUGCUGAAGCAGUACCAGGGCAAGCUACAGAAGAUGAAGGCGCUGGAGGAGACGGUGCGGCACCAGGAGAAGGUGAUCGAGAAGAUGGAGCAGGUGCUGGAAGACAGGCUUCGGGACAGGAGCAAGCCCCCACCUCCAAACAGGCGGCCAGGAAAGCCUGACACAGGCUUCCCUGGGCUCUCAGCCUCUGGCCUGCCCCUCGGUUCUACGAGAGAGAACCUGCCGCUUGAACUUUACUCCGUGCUGCUGGCAGAAAAUGCGAAGCUGCGGGCAGAGCUGGAUAAGAACCGCCACCAGCCAGCCCCCAUCAUUUUGCAGCAGCAGGACCUGCCGGUGGACCCCAGGGAGUUGGGAGCAGGAGGAGACUUGGCAGAGAGGCUGCAAGAGACGCAUGGCCUAGGCCACUCCAAGUGCACACAGACGCUGCCUGCACAGGAUCUCCUCUCUGAGACUUCAGACAGGUUCAACCUCCUGGCCAAGCUGGAACGAGCUCAGAGUCGGAUCCUGUCCCUGGAAAGCCAGUUAGAGGACUCAGCUCGACGCUGGGGACGAGAGAAGCAGGAUCUAGCCACACGGCUGCAGGAACAAGAAAACGGUUUCAGGCAUCCCUCGAACUCCAUCCUCACAGGACAGCCUGUGAGUGACCCCCCUGGAGGAGUUCCUGGGGGUUCAAGUGGUGGAGAAGGAAGCCACCCCACCCCCAAAGUCACUGGGCCCUGAGAAAACCACUGCGGGGCCAACUCCAGGAUUGGGAGUCAGGAGUCCUAGGCUCCUGUUCCUGCUCUGUUACCAACCGAAGGCUUGGUCUCAAGUCCCACACCUGUCUGAGUAGAACAGAAAACCCCUGCCAAGACCACCCCUUCCCCCAUGGAGUGCUGUGAAACUCGAGGAGAUGACGGUGGGUGAGGGGCCACGCUGGCAUCUCCGGGAUGCCCUGGCUCUGGGAGUGCUUUAGAACUGGCUGCACACAUAGGCAGAGCGGCUUGCGGCCCUACCUCCCUGACUACACAGAGCCUCAGAAAUUAGCACACCCUUCUUAGGUGGCCACGAUGUAGGCUCCACUUUGCCGACUUCCCAAGAACAGACAGGCCUGCUCACAACGGCCCCUCAAGUUCAACCCCAGGGCUGCCCAGCCCCGCAAAGCAAAGACCCUGAUUUCUCCUGCUCUUGAGAUGGCUGUGCUUUGCCCAUGGCCAGAGCUCAGCAGCAGCUCCUGGGAAAGGAUGAGGAAUCAGGCAAGGAGCAAAGGCUACCUUUACACACUCACCUGAGCCCUGGGGGAUCCUGGAGAAAACAGGUGUCAACAUGGCGAAAUGGGUUUAGAAAACUGCAGGCAUGACCCACUGGGCUCUGGAUCCUCUGAGGCCUGGUUUGUCAGGCAAUAUGCCCUUGAGCAGGUCACCCCCUGGGAACGGGGGAUACUCAUGCACCCUACUUUGCACACCACAGAAUGCGCCCACCCACUUCAAGGACCUCAAGCAGCCCUCAAAGCUGGAGCCCCUGCUGCCCAGCUCAGACACUAAGCUUAACAGGCACUCGAACCCCCACAAGGAGACCACUAACUCUCAGCAGACCUGAACCCCAGAGCAGCCCUCCUUCCCUGUGUGCUGGGGAGUCUCAUCCCCGCCCCGUAAAAAUGACUAGAUUAAACGCUGUAGCUCUGUGA